This is a messenger RNA of Dimorphilus gyrociliatus, 1601 nucleotides long. NCBI's taxonomy places the organism in Eukaryota, Metazoa, Annelida, Polychaeta, Dinophilidae. The record is from the annotation of a GenBank genome assembly.
AUUUUACGAUUGCAGAAAUAAUAAUCCUAAACAGCAGGCUUCUGCCAAAACUAAUUUGUGUUUUUUUUCGAAAUACUUAAAUAUACCGUAUUAAGAAGAAAGACUAGGAUCUGCUAUGCUUCAAAAAGACUUUGUUGAAACGUGUCAUGGAUGAUUUAGACGAACUUUUAGACGCUCUUCAAGCUAGUAGUAAAUUACAUCCGAAUGGAAUACAGCGUAAUUCUAUGGAUGAAAUGAGUUUACCAAAACCUUGUAACCAAAGUUUGAAUGCCGACUACGACUUUCCAGAUGAAGACUUUCCAGCUCCUCCUCCAGAAAUUUUAGCCGAGCCGAAAACUGGAGAGGAAAACUCAAAAUUGGGUAAAAACCUUAACGAGUUGGAUAAUCUAUUACGUGAUUUAUCAUCAGCUCAGUUUCAUGCUCAAAUUUCGCAAGAAGAUAAUGGAAAGAUUAAACCUGAUAAACAAAAUACUAUGGUAAAAGAUCCGUCUGUAAAUACAAUGCUAUCUCAACUGGAGGAGGAUUUAGAAUCGCGCAAUGACACUUCUAAUGUUUACAACAAAAUACGGCCGGAUAGCACUGGUGGAGGAUCUUCCGGAGCAAGUAGCGGUACAGCUCUUUCGGCUACUCAAGAACUAGAUACACUUCUUGAAUCUUUAAAUGACUUUCAAAUCAGUCAACAAUCUUCUAAUGCAAAACCCAUAGAAGUGGAGAAACAAUCGAAUGAAGAACCAAUCUACUCCGUUCCAAAGAAAUGGAAGGAUAGAGAAUUAAAAGCUUUAUCCUCUUCUGAUGAACAGCCUGCAAACAACGUAGAUCAACUGGAUAAUAUGUUGGGUAACUUGCAACAGGAUAUGAUCAAGCAAGGAGUACAAAUGAUACCAAAGGGUCAUUGUGCCGCUUGCACUAAUCCCAUUAUUGGACAAGUUAUUACCGCCUUGGGUUUUAUGUGGCAUCCCGAACACUUUGUAUGCUAUCAUUGUAAAAAAGCUUUGGGAACGAAUACUUUUUUCGAAAGGGAUGGAAAACCAUAUUGCGAGCAUGAUUACCAUCUUUUAUAUUCACCCCAAUGCGCAGCUUGUAGCGAUCCUAUUUUAGAUCAUUGUCUAACUGCCCUAAAUAAAACCUGGCACCCUGAACAUUUUUGUUGCACGAAUUGUGGCCAAUCUUUUGGGACAGAAGGUUUUCACGAAAAGGAUGGUAAACCAUUCUGCAGAAAGGAUUACUUUGAAAUGUUUGCUCCUAAAUGUAGCAGUUGUGAUAAUGUGAUACGAAACAAUUACAUUUCCGCUUUAAAUAAACACUGGCAUCCAGAAUGUUUUGUAUGUCAGGAAUGCCGUAAACCUUUCGGGAAAGGAAGCUUUUUCGAGUAUGAAAAAUUACCAUAUUGUGAAACAGAUUUCUAUAAAGUGCGUGGUUCUAUCUGCGCCGUUUGUCAAACUGCUAUUGCUGGCCGUUGUGUUACGGCUAUGAAUAAGAAAUUCCACCCUGAUCAUUUUAGAUGCCAGUAUUGCAAUAAUGUAUUAAAUAAGGGCACAUUUAAGGAACAAGACAGCAAGCCCUAUUGUCACGCCUGCUUCAUAAAACUACAUGGGCUCUAA